Pygocentrus nattereri (red-bellied piranha) is the source of this 4032-nucleotide messenger RNA. RefSeq names its product solute carrier family 4 member 5a (gene slc4a5a). The record is from RefSeq and is a predicted model, not a curated record. Gene Ontology annotation, biological process: monoatomic anion transport; transmembrane transport; regulation of intracellular pH. Gene Ontology annotation, cellular component: plasma membrane. NCBI's taxonomy places the organism in Eukaryota, Metazoa, Chordata, Actinopteri, Characiformes, Serrasalmidae. The transcript has 26 exons. Gene Ontology annotation, molecular function: sodium:bicarbonate symporter activity; monoatomic anion transmembrane transporter activity; solute:inorganic anion antiporter activity. Bases 157 to 3555 code for a protein of 1132 amino acids.
AGAGAGCGAGAGCUAAAGACCAACUCUGUGCCAUCCAUUUGGUCUUCUUUGGACUUUCAACUUCUCUGUCCUCCAAUCAAGCUGCAUUCAUGAAUCCCUUUGAUUAGGAACACCUUUUUUUUCCCUCUUGUUCAGUCUCCUUCAAAUGAAACCAGGAUGGACCAUGAUCGAGGGAUGGGCAGCAGUCGCUACCGCUAUGAAGAAGAGGAUGAUCGCCAGUCCAUUUACAUCGGCGUCCCGGUGCCGCGAGGCUACCGUCGCAAGCGCAGACGGAGGCGAUCAUCCAUGUCCAGUCGGGAUGCAACGGACGUGGAGAGGGGCUCUCGCCAUGACCACCAUAGGCAACACUACGAGUGUGAUGACAGGGACCGCUACGACCUGGAGGCCGGAAGUCUCGACCAACCAGAUCACGGCCUUCCGCCCGAGAUCAGCAGAACCAUGUCCCCGGCGGCAGAGCGACUGCGCUACAUUUUAGGAGAGGAUGAAGACGGCAUGCCAACGCCCACUCUCUUCACUGAGAUGGACACGCUUCAACAUGAUGGAGAGGAGCUGGAGUGGAGAGAAUCAGCCAGGUGGGUGAAGUUUGAGGAGAAGGUUGAGGAGGGCGGCGAGCGCUGGAGCAAACCACACGUGUCCACGCUGUCCCUGCACAGCCUGUUCGAGCUGCGCACCUGCCUGCAGACCGGUGUGGUGCUGCUGGACCUGGAGGGAUACUCACUGCCACAGAUAGUAGAUGACAUCAUCGAGCGUCAGAUUGAGGAGGGCAUGAUUGGUCCAGAGUUGAGGGAUAAGAUCAGCUUUGUGUUGCUGAGGAAACAUCGGCACCAAACCAAGAAACCCAUCCACCGCUCGCUGGCAGACAUGGGGAAAGGCAGCUCUGGCGCCCCCCGGAGUCCGGCUCGCAGCCCUGCGGCCGCCUCCACCUUCAACCGCUCCACAGAGGACCUGCGCAGUAAACAGGCGGGCAGCUAUGGACGACUGCGUCACGCACAAAGCAGAAGUAUGAAUGACAUCGCAGACACACCGAGCACAGACCAGCUGAAGAACAAGUUUAUGAAGAAGAUCCCGAGAGAUGCCGAGGCAUCCAAUGUGCUGGUGGGUGAAGUGGACUUCCUGGACAAACCUUUUGUGGCCUUCGUUCGCCUGGCCCAGGCCACCACACUGGGAGGCCUGACUGAGGUUCCAGUGCCCACCAGAUUCUUAUUUGUGCUUUUGGGCCCCCAUGGCAAAGCCAAGUCCUACAAUGAAAUUGGCCGUGCCAUUGCUACACUUAUGGUGGAUGAUUUGUUUAGUGAUGUGGCGUACAAGGCCAGGGAUCGCGAAGACCUGAUUGCAGGCAUCGAUGAGUUCCUGGACGAGGUGAUCGUACUUCCGCCUGGUGAAUGGGAUCCCAAAAUUCGCAUUGAGCCCCCCAAAAAAGUGCUCUCUGCAGACAAGAGGAAGUCAGUGUUCUCUCUGAACGAGCUGGGUCAGAUGAAUGGCUCAGUGGGCGGAGGCGGUGGUGUGAGCGAGGACGAGGAGAUGCCUGUGCCCCACGAGCUCGGAGAAGAGCUGGCCUACACUGGCAGGUUUUGUGGUGGCCUUUUUCUGGACAUCAAGAGGAAACUGCCCUGGUACCCUAGUGACUUUUAUGAGGGCUUCCACAUCCAGUCCAUCUCAGCCGUGCUCUUCAUCUAUCUGGGCUGCAUCACCAAUGCAAUCACCUUCGGGGGUCUCCUGGGGGACGCCACAGACAACUACCAGGGGGUGAUGGAGAGUUUCCUAGGUACGGCCCUGGCAGGGACGGUCUUCUGCCUGUUUGGCGGUCAGCCCCUCAUCAUCCUCAGCUCCACGGGGCCCAUUCUCAUCUUUGAAAAGCUGCUCUACGAAUUCAGCAAGAGCAACAGCAUUGACUAUAUGGAGCUCCGACUGUGGAUUGGCAUGCAUGCCUGUGCGCAGUGCCUCUUUCUUGUGGCCACCGACGCCAGCUACAUCAUCAAGUACAUGACGCGUUUCACUGAAGAGGGCUUCUCUAGCCUGAUCUCCUUCAUCUUCAUCUCUGAUGCCAUCAAGAAGAUGGUGGGGUCCUUCAAGUAUUACCCCAUUAACACCGAGUUCAAUCCUGACUACGUCACCGCCUACAAGUGUGAAUGUGUCGCCCCGGACCCAAUUCCAGUGCCGGAUAACUCUUCUACUUUAUUUGGUAUGAACAUAACAGCUCUGGACUGGACUCAACUGAGCAAGAAAGAGUGCGUGAAGUACGGCGGCUCGCUGGUGGGGAAGUCCUGUAAAUACGUGCCUGACCUGGCCCUCAUGUCCUUCAUCCUGUUCUUCGGCACCUACUCCAUGACCGUCUCACUCAAGAAGUUCAAGUUCAGCCGUUACUUUCCUACCAAGCUGCGGAAGCUCAUCAGUGACUUCUCCAUCUUCAUGUCCAUCAUGACAUUUGUGGGGCUGGACAUGCUGAUAGGCCUGAAAACCCCUAAACUCAUCGUGCCCACCGAGUUCAAGCCUACACGUCCAGACCGAGGCUGGAUCGUGAUGCCGUUUGGGAAGAACCCGUGGUGGGUGUACGUAGCUAGCUUUGUCCCAGCUCUCCUCGUCACCAUCCUCAUCUUCAUGGACCAGCAGAUCAGUGCUGUCAUCGUAAACAGAAAAGAAAACAAACUAAAGAAAGGGUGCGGCUAUCACUUGGACCUGUUCUGGGUGGGGCUCCUGAUGGCUGCGUGCUCCUUCAUAGGACUGCCAUGGUACGUGGCAGCGACAGUCAUCUCCAUCGCCCACAUUGACUCCCUGAAGAUGGAAAGCGAGUCCAGCGCCCCAGGAGAGCAGCCGCAGUUCCUGGGUGUGAGGGAGCAGCGGAUGACGGGAAUUCUGGUGUUUGUGCUGACCGGAGUCUCCAUUUUUCUGGCCCCCGUCCUGCAGUUCAUCCCCAUGCCUGUGCUGUAUGGUGUGUUCCUCUACAUGGGUGUUGCGUCUCUCGGGGGCAUCCAGUUCUGGGACAGGACCAAACUGUUCCUGAUGCCAGCAAAGCACCAGCCGGACUUCACGUACCUGCGCCAUGUGCCUCUCAGAAGGGUCCAUCUCUUUACCUUGCUGCAGAUCGUCUGCCUGGCCGUCCUCUGGAUCCUCAAAUCCACCUUCCUCGCCAUCAUCUUCCCUGUAAUGAUCCUGGGCCUGAUGCUGGUGCGCAAGAUGUUGGACAUGGUCUUCUCCCAGCACGACCUGGCCUGGCUCGAUGACCUCCUGCCCGAGAAGGAGAAGAAGAAGAAAGAUGACGAGAAGAAGAACAGCAGCAGCAAGAAGGACAAGAAGAAGGGCAGAGUGGGAGAUGACAGCGAGGACGAUGACAAGUAUCAUCCGUACUCCAACUGUUCAAUGGGCGAGACGGAUCUGGACCGCAGCAUCACCUUGCACCUGAAGAUCUCAUGCCCAUCAUCCCCAGCGAUGACCGUCACCCGUGGAAUGUCCUGCCCGGUACCGCAAGUCAAGAUCGAGAUGGAAUCCGACUAUGAGGACACGGACAUGGACCCCCGGGACAGACACCGCGACAUGAGCAGCGAGACGACCCUCUGAGAGCCUGAGUGGAGUUAAUGGACGAUGGACACUGCAUUUGCAGAAGUUCUCUAGCUUGCCUGUGAACUGCUCUGAUUGAACUUUUCUUCAAAUGCCUCAGUUGCACUGUGAAAUACGGAACCAUCUAACGUACUUGAAAUAUUGUUUUUAGAGUCCAACUCAAGCGACCUUAAAACACAGAUCAGUUUUGCGAAGAAUGAUACAAGCUAAGAACCAAAGAGAAAUGAGGUUGAAGAAUUAUUUUCUUAAUUAAAUCAAAGUAUAUUUUAGGUAAAUAUAUUUCUAUUGAGGCGUACAUAAAGUCUAUGUUGUGUUUUGGCUUUUGGUCCUUUAGAGAUCUGGAUAAAAUAGAUGUAACUCUACGAAGAAUUGUAAGAAACUGCACCGUUUCACGGAUUCUGGGCCCAAGCACACGCCUCACUCUGUGGCUCCGCCUAUCCACACCCCAUCAUUUCUCCUUUUUUUCCUGCUUUGAAA